UAGGAGCAAAUCCAGAGGACCUGAUCCUGCUUCCUGCUGGAAUCCCAGUGAUGCCGGUGGGAAGGUGGGACCGGGAUGUGCCAGAGCAGCACAAAUCCCAUCCCACAGCAAAGAGGUGGUUAAAGCUUCCCCCAGGAGAGGGCACAAGAACACAUGGAGAUCCUCUCCUUAAGAUGUCCUUUGUCUUUAGCCAUGGGACUUGCUUGGUCUUGGUGUGUUUCCCACUUUCAGCUCCCAGGGAAUCAACAACGUGCCAUAUCCCAUGUCAUGGAAUCAUGGAAUCAUGGAAUGAACCAGGCUGGAGAAGACCUUUAAGCUCAAGUCCCAACCUUCACCCAAGGCCACCCUGAACCCAUGUCACUGAGGACCUUGUCUCCAUGCCCAGAACGUGACGGUGGAUGAAAUCAUGACUGCCUACAAGCAAGCCUGCCAGAAACUCAACUGCAAGCAGAUCCCCAAGCUGCUGAAGCAGAUACAGGAGUUCAAGGAGCUGGCUCCCAGGAUAGACUGCUUGGAUCUCAAAGGGGAGAAGCUGGAUUACAAGGCCUGUGAGGCUCUGGAGGAGAUCUUCAAGCGGGUCCAGUUCAAGAUCGUGGAUCUGGAGCAGACGAGCCUGGAUGAGGACGGAGCCUCGGCGCUCUUCGACAUGAUCGAGUACUACGAGUCGGCCACGCACCUCAACAUCUCCUUCAACAAGCACAUCGGCACCCGCGGCUGGCAGGCGGCUGCGCACAUGAUGAGGAAGACCAACUGCCUGCAGUACCUGGACGCCCGGAACACGCCGCUGCUGGACCACUCGGCCCCCUUCGUGGCGCGGGCGCUGCGCAUCAGCAGCAGCCUCGUGGUGCUGCACCUCGAGAACGCCUCCUUGUCCGGGCGCCCGCUCCUGCUGCUGGCCACGGCUCUGAAGAUGAAUAUGAACCUACGGGAGCUCUACCUGGCUGACAACAAGCUCAACGGGCUGCAGGACUCGGCUCAACUGGGCAACCUGCUCAAGUUCAACUGCUACAUCCAGAUCCUGGACCUGAGGAACAACCACAUCCUGGACUCGGGCUUGGCGUACAUCUGUGAGGGGCUGAAGGAGCAGAGGAAGGGGCUGGUCACUCUGGUUCUAUGGAACAACCAACUGACCCACGCUGGCAUGGCCUAUCUGGGAAUGACGCUGCCUCACACCCAGAGCCUGGAGACCCUCAACUUGGGCCACAAUCCCAUUGGGAAUGAAGGUGUCCGCAACCUGAAGAACGGGCUCAUCGGGAACCGCUCCGUGCUCCGCCUGGGCUUGGCGUCCACCAAGCUGACCUGUGAAGGGGCCGUGGCCGUGGCCGAGUUCAUCGCCGAGAGCCCGCGGCUGCUGCGCCUGGACCUGCGGGAGAACGACAUCAAGACCGGGGGGCUCAUGGCCCUGUCGCUCGCGCUCAAGGUCAACCACUCGCUGCUGCGCCUCGACCUGGACCGCGAGCCCAAGAAGGAGGCGGUGAAGAGCUUCAUUGAGACCCAGAAGGCUCUGCUGGGCGAGAUCCAGAACGGCUGCAAACGCAACUUCAUCCUGGCCAAGGAGAAGGAGGAGAAGGAGCAGAAGCUGCAGCAAUCGGCCUCCAUGCCCGAAAUCACCAUGUCCGAGCCUCUGGAAGAGGCUCCAGCCGAGGCCAUCCCGGACGGCAGCGCCGGAUCCACUCGGGAAGAGGGAGAAGAACCAGAGGAGGAGGCGAUGGCCUCGGAGAACGGGGACACGGAGCCAGUGGAGCGGGAUGAUGACCAGGACCAGGACAAGGACAAUGACAGGGAUGAGGUGACGGACUCGGACACGGACACGGAUGAGGAUGAGGAUGAUGCUGCUCCCUUGGAGAUGAAGGAGCUCAAUGACUCCACCGACGGUGUCCUCGUGUCCCCGGCCCCACCGCCUGCGCCGGGCAUCCCUGAGGAUGCUCCCGCCGGCACAGGGAAUGCCGCGGCCCCCGCUCCAUCCCAGGGACACGAGAGGAGGAUUUCGGUCUCCAGCCCUGGCCGAGGCCACAAAGUCUUUGUGGUGACACGAGUGGAGCCGGUGCCGGAGCGGGAUGAGGACGCUGAUCCCAGCGGGAAAACCGAGCCCCAGGGCCCUGCUCCCGCCUCCACAGCUCAGCUCCCGGGGCCCUGCGCCAAUGGAGCUGUUCCCGACGCUCCCGCUGGAUCCGAGGCGCUUCCCAAUGGCCUGAAGGUGGAUUUUGCACGAGCGCUUCCGGAGGUGGCCUCGGAAAGCGAUGGGAAAGUGGGAAGCUGUGGAGCGGAGCAUGAGUUGAGCUGCUCCAAGAACGAGCAGGAGCUGGAGGAGCUGCUCCUCGAGGCCAGUCAGGACACGGGGCAGGAGCUGCCCUGAGCACCGUCCAUGCCAUCGAGGGGAGGCUCCGGAGUGGUUUUCUCCUCUUCCCGACGGAGAAUCCAGUGUUGGGCUCCAGGACAAAGGGUUCUUUCAAACCAAACUGAUGUUUCCCAAACCCAUUCCCAGCCCUCGGCCUCUUCCCCACAUUCCCGAGUGGAAAGGCGGGAAGGGAAAGAGGGAAAAGCCCUGGAUGGGGACAUCCUGAUGGACACUACGUGGCACCUUCGCCUUCCCUUUUCCCAUCUUUCUCUAUGGAGGAGAUUCCCACACUACAGGGACCGAGGUGGCGGAAUCCUGCAGGAUUCCUGGGACAGGCUGUGGCAUUCCCAGCCACUGUGCUUAUUUAUUUGGAAUUCCUUCUUUUUUCCCCCCUUCUUUCUCCCUUAGUUUUCGGGAUCUAUUUAUCAUCGGCUGCAACGUUCCUGCCUGGGGAUGUAGAGGAUGCUCUUAGAAUCCAGCAACUCCUUCCAUCUCAAUUCCUGCUCUUGGGAAUACCGGGAAAACCACCCCUAAACCCCCCACCAAGCAGCAUUGGUGGAGCCCCCCCCCCCCCAUUAUAACCCCCCCCCCCUCGCAGCCAAAGUGGGGAACCCCCCUUUGAGUGGGAAUAAGGAUCCAAAGCGGGGCUGCUUCCAGGUUGGAAUUCCCACCGUUGGGAAUGCCGUUCCCAAGGGCCGGGCUGGAUUUCUCAGGGAGGGGGACGAGGGCUCGG
Strigops habroptila (Kakapo) is the source of this 3071-nucleotide messenger RNA. RefSeq names its product protein phosphatase 1 regulatory subunit 37 (gene PPP1R37). The record is from RefSeq and is a predicted model, not a curated record. The coding region runs from base 407 to 2356 and encodes 649 amino acids. Gene Ontology annotation, molecular function: protein binding. Lineage: Eukaryota; Metazoa; Chordata; Aves; Psittaciformes; Psittacidae. The transcript has 13 exons.